This is a messenger RNA of Marchantia polymorpha subsp. ruderalis, 1747 nucleotides long. Lineage: Eukaryota; Viridiplantae; Streptophyta; Marchantiopsida; Marchantiales; Marchantiaceae. The record is from the annotation of a GenBank genome assembly.
ACGAGGUUGGGCUAAAGCCCAGUACCACCUAAACAUUCCCUCAAAUUUGGACGCUCGUGAGCGACUGGGUCGGGGCGCGGCAAUAUCCCAAACAAGUCAAUAUCUUGUAGCGGUAGUCAAUCAGGCGGCAUCAGCACGAGUUCUUUAUGCUUUAAUACUCAGAAAGCAAAACCCGAUUGUCCUUAUGUGGGAGCCUUCCAUUGCUGCCCUGCUCUGCCUCUAACCCUCGCCAUGUUGACGGUCCAGCCUCCGCAGAUGAUGCUCCUCUUUGACUAUCUCUGCCACUUUCUCGUGGAGGCAGGUCUGCUCGUUCCGAUGGGGCUUCUGGCAGCGGGAGCUGCGUGUCCAGCUCCUCCUCCCUCUAUAAGAAGACUCCUCCUAUCACAGCUGCCGCAUAUCAGAUACUCAUCUCUUUCUCCUCGGCCUCCUCUCUAAAGACCUCUACAAAGAGAGCGAGCGGGAGAUAGAGAGAGAGGCCAACGUCGUCUGAAAGAAGAAGCUCGUUCAGUUGACGGAACUCACAUCUGAAAACGUCGAACAAUUGAAUGCAAAGUCGAUCAUAUCAGAAAUUUUACAAGUCCACAGACAUAUCGUAACCAGAAUCCUUCUGACAGGCAUUCAGAAGCAGCAAUAUUGACUGGAGUGAGUGCUAACACCAAUCAGAGGGAGAGAGAGGGCUCAGAGGAGCACACAAAUUUGAUAAAAACAGGCAGGAAGGAAUUAUGGGAAAUGCAGUGCCCUCGAGAGGGUGCCGGGACGUGGACCGGCUGGAUGCUUCCAGUUCUGAAGAUGAGAUCGAGGAUGAGGGCGCCAAUGCCAGAGAGCUGAAGGUGGUGACAGUCCUGAAGCGGGACGGGACGGUGCUGGAGUUCAAGAAAGAGCUGAGCGUGUCCAAGCUUCUGAAGAGCUUCCCGGGCCACUUCGUCUGCAACUCCGAGGAGCUCGGGUCCGGGGCCAAAGCGCGAAUGCUGUGCCCGAAAGCUCGUCUCGCCCUCGGCAAGGUCUACCUCCUCCUCCCCCAGCAGCAGAAAGCCAGAAGAAGAUCGUGCAGCAAGAUCAACCCCGUGCUCGCUCUGGCCUGUCCGGAGCGCCUCAAUUCCCAGCAAUCCUCAGCAGCAGCCGCCGCCGCCUCCGGGUAUCAGAGACUCGGAGCUGAUGACGAGCCCCGUUCUGAGAGCAUAAAGUUGGUGAUGACCAAACAGCAGCUGGCCAAGAUGAUGGCCGACGGCUCCAUCCUCAUGGCGGCGGGCAACAAAGAAGCAGCGGCGCAGCUGAUGAGCGUGCGAGCCAAUUCCCCGGAGCUCUCGUACAGCAGCAUGAGAUUGUUCAACCAUCCCGUCGUACAAAGCACCAAUAAGAGCGGCAGCUUCCGACGGAACUGGUCCCCAGCUCUCGACAGCAUCAUCGAAGUCCCAAGCCAGUGAGCCUCAAGAUUUCUGAAUGAGUGAACGGACGGAUAGCCAAUCGAUGCUGGCACCCUUCGUCGACCUCAGCGUGUCGAUGAUGAUCGACAAUGUCCACGUCGAGCUUUGCUUGCGCUGCUGCUGGAGUUGCUCGGGCUGUGCAUGGGAUUCGACCGAUGGCAAAGAUUUAGAUUUCGAAGAUGGAGAUAUGGAGAGAUGGAGAGACGGAGAGAUGGAGAGACGUGGAGGAGGGUAGUUCUGGGGAGGACCGAUUUUCUUGUACAGGGUUUAUGCAGGUCCCCGGUCCCUUUCACGAAACUGGGCUGCACUGCGAUCGAUGUAUU